This is a messenger RNA of Castor canadensis (American beaver), 2135 nucleotides long. RefSeq names its product GTP binding elongation factor GUF1 (gene Guf1). Gene Ontology annotation, cellular component: mitochondrion. The record is from RefSeq and is a predicted model, not a curated record. NCBI's taxonomy places the organism in Eukaryota, Metazoa, Chordata, Mammalia, Rodentia, Castoridae. Gene Ontology annotation, biological process: positive regulation of translation. Gene Ontology annotation, molecular function: GTP binding; mitochondrial ribosome binding; GTPase activity.
GCUCUGUCUCCUCUGUUGCCCUGGGUUUGUGUGUUGGGCGCUCUGCUGUAGUCGAAGCUUCGAGCUAUGAUGCCUUCGUCUCUCCGAGCCCUCUCUUGACGCCUCUUCCGCCCAGGGCAUGUGGAUCCUCGUGGGUCGGGGUUGGUGGCGUGGACGGGUGUUCGUGCCAUGGGCCGCCGGGGCCGCAAGACCCGCGCUGAACAGGCCCCGACCUAUGCCGACCCACGCGGCUGCUGCGGAGCCCUGGGCUACCAACAGGCGCUACAGCUCUGCAGAGCUCAAGGAAAAACCUGACAUGUCUAGAUUUCCUGUUGAAGAUACUAGAAAUUUCAGUAUUAUUGCACACGUGGAUCAUGGCAAAAGUACUUUAGCUGAUAGGCUCCUAGAACUGACAGGAACAAUUGAUAAAACAAAGAAUAACAAGCAGGUCCUUGAUAAACUGCAAGUGGAACGAGAAAGAGGAAUCACUGUUAAGGCACAGACAGCAUCUCUAUUUUACAGUUUUCAAGGAAAGCAAUAUCUUUUAAAUCUCAUUGAUACACCAGGCCAUGUUGAUUUUAGUUAUGAAGUAUCAAGAUCACUUUCUGCUUGCCAGGGUGUUUUACUUGUGGUUGAUGCAAAUGAGGGUAUUCAAGCCCAAACUGUGGCGAAUUUCUUUCUUGCCUUUGAAGCACAGCUAUCAAUAAUUCCAGUUAUAAACAAGAUAGAUUUGAAGAAUGCUGAUCCUGAAAGAGUUGAAAAACAGAUUGAGAAAGUUUUUGAUAUUCCAAGUGAUGAAUGUAUUAAGAUUUCUGCUAAACUUGGAACAAAUGUCGAAAGUGUUCUUCAGGCAGUUAUAGAAAGAAUACCCCCUCCUAAAGUGCAUCGCAAAAAUCCACUGAGAGCUCUGGUGUUUGAUUCCAUGUUUGACCAGUAUAGAGGUGUGAUAGCCAAUGUAGCAUUAUUUGAUGGCAUGGUUUCCAAAGGAGAUAAAAUUGUAUCUGCACAUACUCAGAAGACAUACGAAGUUAAUGAAGUAGGAGUUUUGAAUCCUAAUGAGCAGUCGACUCAUAAAUUAUAUGCAGGACAGGUGGGCUAUCUGAUUGCUGGGAUGAAAGAUGUCACUGAAGCACAAAUAGGAGAUACAUUACAUUUACAUAAUCAUCCUGUGGAGCCCUUGCCUGGGUUUAAAUCAGCGAAACCAAUGGUAUUUGCAGGAAUGUACCCUAUAGAUCAAUCUGAAUAUAAUAACCUGAAGAGUGCUAUAGAAAAACUGACUUUGAAUGACUCCAGUGUGACAGUUCAUCGGGACAGUAGCCUUGCCCUGGGUGCUGGGUGGAGGUUGGGAUUUCUUGGACUUUUGCACAUGGAAGUUUUCAAUCAGCGACUAGAGCAAGAAUACAAUACUUCUGUUAUUUUAACAACCCCUACUGUUCCGUACAAAGCUGUGCUUUCAUCAGCAAAACUAAUAAAGGAGUAUAGAGAAAAAGAAAUCAUAAUCAUCAAUCCUGCACAAUUCCCUGAGAAGUCAAAAGUAACGGAAUAUUUGGAGCCAGUUGUUUUGGGCACUAUUAUCACACCAGAUGAAUACACUGGAAAAAUAAUGGGGCUUUGCCAGGCUCGAAGAGCAGUUCAGAAAAAUAUGGUAUUUAUUGAUGAGAAUAGAGUUAUGCUUAAAUAUCUCCUGCCUUUGAAUGAAAUUGUGGUAGAUUUUUAUGAUUCUUUGAAAUCCUUGUCUUCUGGAUAUGCUAGUUUUGAUUAUGAAGAUGCAGGCUACCAGGCUGCAGAACUUGUAAAAAUGGAUAUUCUACUGAAUGGAAAUAUUGUAGAGGAGCUAGUGACUGUUGUACACAAAGAUAAAGCAUAUUCUGUUGGCAAAACCAUAUGUGAACGUCUAAAGGAUUCUCUUCCUAGGCAGCUGUUUGAGAUAGCAAUUCAAGCUGCUAUUGGAAGUAAAAUCAUUGCAAGAGAAACUAUGAAAGCCUAUAGAAAAAAUGUUUUGGCAAAAUGUUAUGGUGGUGAUAUUACCCGAAAAAUGAAGCUUUUGAGGAGACAAGCAGAAGGAAAAAAGAAGCUGAGGAAAAUUGGCAACAUUGAAGUUCCAAAAGAUGCUUUCAUAAAAGUUCUGAAAACACAAACUAAUAAAUAAUUCAUGG